Penicillium roqueforti is the source of this 2208-nucleotide messenger RNA. Its product is annotated as RMD1 family protein. NCBI's taxonomy places the organism in Eukaryota, Fungi, Ascomycota, Eurotiomycetes, Eurotiales, Aspergillaceae. The record is from RefSeq and is a predicted model, not a curated record. The coding region runs from base 1 to 2208 and encodes 735 amino acids. The transcript is spliced from 4 exons.
AUGACUCCGCCGGCCCGAGGACGAGGGACUAGCCAGCGCAGCCCAACCGUCUUGGUCACAGAUUCAAGAGACCAGCAACAGCCCCAGAUACCGCGACGACGCCGCUCGCCCGCAACCCGGUUCAUCACCGUCGACAACGUCCUCCAAUACGCCUCUGACGUCCCUUCAAUGCAGCAGCGCGGCCCACCACCAAUCUCACGGGCACGCCGUCUUGCCUCCGCAUCUGGAGGCUUGAUAACCAGCUCAGGCAGCAGCGCAGUAGCAGGAUCCGGCGGCACGAUGGGCCGACUCGCUGCGCAACCGCGACUCCCGCCUCGAACAACGAAAGUCAGUGAAAAGCUGGUUCUUCUGCCUGACACCGGCGAACUGGAGGAGGGCGAAAUUGAAGAAGACGAUGACUCCGAUGGUGCCGACCUCGUGGACGAGGAGCUUGUCGCGCGUCUAGCCAAGGAGAAAAAUAUCGACCCGGAAAGGAUCAGACGCCAAUUGCUUGUGUCGAAGCGACUUGGGGGUGAUUUCGGCAUUGAUAAUGAUUUUGCACCCCUGCUGGAUGAGGAAGAAGUCAUGAAGAAACGCCGUAUUGCUCCUGAGCGCGCGAAGAGUUAUGCGGAGCGGUUGCCAAAGGCGCGCCGGACGGAAAAGCUUGCGCGUGUUACGGCGUACUGUACAGCCCAGGCGUAUAAGAUGGGGUCGCUUGCUACUUUUGUUAAGGAGCAGCAUGGUGGACGGACAAAGCUCUAUGAUGAUUGUCUCUACACCGCGUAUCACCUCCCUCUUUUGCCGGGCCAUGAGGGGUAUCGUCUGCGGAGUAGCCCUGUGCUGAAAUACCCCGGUGGAAAAUCCUUGUUGGAUGAGGAGAUUGAACGGAAUGAACUUCGUGAUCAUCAUGAUGAAUAUAUGCUUGAGACGGAGGAGCAUUCGGUUGGUGGACACAAUCGUCCAGAGGAUGAGCACCAUUAUGAAGCGCCGCCACAGCCUGAGGGUCAUGAUUCCCAGGAGGGAAAUCAUGCGGAAUUCUUGAAUGGUGACAGUGAAGAAAUUCGUGGCCACCUCCUUGAUGACCAUGAACAAGCUACCAGCUCCGGCUCUAGUGUCGAUGGGUUGCAGCAUAUCUCGCCACUCCCGCAACCAGACAGCAACCAAGGGACUGGGCAAUCUUCGCCUGAACCUGCACUUCGCCGCCGAAGACACAGCACGGAUGAUACCCACACUUUUAUUCGAGACCGUCCUUCUCUGCCAGCCCCUACAUCCUCCUCGUCCUCAACACCGCAAGCCCCAGCUCGGACGUUAUACAAUGUGGCUGAAAUGUUCGUUUUCAGUUACGGCGUUGUCGUCUUCUGGAACUUCACCGAGCGACAAGAGAAAGACCUGCUGGCCGAUCUGGCAUUUGCAACAUCAUCUGCAACUGGUAUCCCUAUCCCUCUAGCGACGAUGCCUCUUGAUGAGGAGGACUUUGAGACAGAGGAGUUCCAUUUCGAGUAUUCGACUGAGAUCUCGCGCCCGCGAGUCUAUAACGAUAUGAUUACUCUUCGCAGUGGCGACCACAUGAUCAAGCUCGCUAUUAGCCAUGGUAUUGCACAGAGCACUAAACUCUGCUUCUUCGAGGAAGUCAUGGCCCGACAGAUGGCGGAUGCUAAAGACGUUCCCACACGUCUUGCAGUUUCAGGCCAACUGGGCAUGAAGCGCGAAGAAGUCUUCCGGAUCUUGGGUCGAUUGUUCAAGAGUCGUGUCGAGGUCAACCUUUCUUCUAAUAUGCUCGACGUCCCCAACUUCUUCUGGGAGAGCGAGCCAACCCUUUACCCGCUCUACCUCGCCGUGCGCGAGUAUUUGGAGAUCAAACCACGCAUCCAGGUCCUCAACGAGAGAUGUCGCGUAUUCCUCGAUCUUGCAGAAAUCUUGUCCGACUCGAUUGCCGACAACCGCACUUCCCACCAAACCUGGAUUAUCAUUGUCCUCAUCGUCAUUUCAAUCAUUGUUACAACCUCCGAGGUCUUCCUCCGCUUCGCUCUUCUCAAUUCAAGCCAAGGGUCUGCCCGUUCACCUGCUAAUAUCUUAGCCCGUGUCAUGGGCCGAUCUGUCGCCCCUUCUCCAUCCCCGGAGUGGUACCCAUACUCUGCCGCCAAUGCACCUCCAGGCUGCAUCUGUCCCUCUCUCGGACCUCCAGGCGCUGGAUCGGAUAUGGGCGUCAGCGGAAUGAUAGGAUAUUGA